Colletotrichum abscissum is the source of this 3051-nucleotide messenger RNA. Its product is annotated as IQ calmodulin-binding domain-containing family protein. The coding region runs from base 1 to 3051 and encodes 1016 amino acids. NCBI's taxonomy places the organism in Eukaryota, Fungi, Ascomycota, Sordariomycetes, Glomerellales, Glomerellaceae. The record is from RefSeq and is a predicted model, not a curated record. The transcript has a single exon.
AUGCGUCGCCCCUCGGCAGACCUCACCGACCCUUCGCGCAAUCUAGAAGAGUCUGUUGGCUCACCAUCGUCAGCCAUGGAGGGAGCCGACGUUGACCUAUCCAUGCCCCCGACCUCCGACGAGGAGAUGGACGACACUGACGGCCGCAUCUUCACCCCGCCUCCGCACAUCGCCGCCCGCUUCUACCGGCCCUCCCAGACCCGUCGCAAGGACUCAGCAGCCUCUUCCCGCCGCAACUCCAUCUCUUCUGCACAUUCCCGCUGUUCCUCGACCCAGACCUUCACCCGCCAUGGAGACUCUGACCAGAGCAAGCACAUUGCACAGCACCUCCGGCGCACGUCCUUUCUCGAAGACCGAAAAGCACGCCUCGCCGACCGAGCUGCCCACGCCGAAAAGGUUCGUCUGAGAGCCGCCAUGGCCAAGGCCAGCCACCGCGACACCUCCCUAUCCGAAGAACGAGCCAUUGCUGCCCAACAAGCCCGGGAGCGCAACCUAGCCGAGAUCGUGGCUUCCUGUGCCGAGGAGGUCAAGAGGGCCAAGGCCGUUGCCGAGACCAUGAAGGGCAAGAGAGAACAGGAACUGGUCAAGCUCCGCGUUCAGAUGGAAGAACGUUUGGCCGAGGCCGAGCGGCGGAGAGAAGAGCUAAAGGGCCGUAAUGCCACCAAGAGGGCGCGAGGCCAGAGUCUCAUGUCGCGGAAGCCCGCCGAGGCCUCUUCGAAUACCUCUGACGAGAAGCGUGCUCGGGUGUUGAGCGAGCCUGAAGCAGCCGAAAAACUGCAAUGGUGGUGGAAGAGCCUCAUGAGAAGAAAGGCUGUUGCUGAGUUCUCCGGGUUAGGCAUCACCAUUGACGGCGUGCGGGACACGUCUUUUGACCAAGUACUCGAGCUGUUGGCGCAAGAAGAGGUCCUCGUACAGACCGCCCGUAUCCUCAGGAUAUGCGGCUUGCAGGAGGGCGAGACGGGGUCGGUCGAGGAGAUGGCCGCCGUUCGCACAUUUCUCAGCGCUUUCCUCAUUCUGGGCCACCCCACGCAGGUUCUGAGUAACAAGGACGGCACGGGGGAUAGGGAACAGGUUGGAUUGUCACAGCCUCAACCAAUGCCCCGUAAUGACCUUGCUAAUCCACAGCUGCAGGACCUCGUGACGAAAGCCCGAGAUCUCCUAAUUUCUUUCGAGAACAUCAUGUCGCGUCUGACCGCAGCCAACAAUUAUACCCCCCCGCCGACUCUACGUAGUGCACUGCCCGAGAUUUAUGCCACUUUCUACAAUGCGUUCCUUGCAUGGAAGUCUCGGGACUCAGAGUCUCUUGUUCAGCUGAUGCUCUUGCAGUUUGUUGAGCUGGACAUGAUUUUGCAGACGGUCCAGGAAAGCACCGAAGACGCGGCCGCAGAGCAAUACCGAGAGAGCAUUAAGAGCAAUCAAGUUCAGCUGAUUGUGCGGAUCAAGAAGCUUGCGGGCCAGGAAAAGGGCAAGAAGAUGAUUGGCGAUGCCGUUCGCAAGGCUCGCAAGGCGCGAGCCGCAAAGAAGCCCACUGGCGAUAUGAAGCCUCGGGUCGCCGAAAACGUGCCCGGAGAGGCUUCCGCUACUGCCGAAAGCCUUGUGUCGCCGGAUUCGCAGACCUUGACACCGCCGCCAACGCCGGCCAAGGGUCAUACCAAACCACAGCCCAUUGAGAUCAAGCCUGGGUUCGGCGGCCUGUUGCCCGAUAACAGGAUUGUUGUCCACGAGCUUGCCAUUAACCGAGAAUACCGCAUCCCUUCAAGCGAAUACCGGGAACACCACGCUGCCGUCCAGAUACCCCUAUUUGCCGGAAUGAGAGCAAGCAUUGAGGAAGACAAUAUGGACGCUAGCUUUGCAUAUUUUGUCAUCAUGAUGAAAUAUCUCAAGGACAAUCUGCAGCGGCUCGUCAAGCCCGGUGCCUACAUGCACACAACGAUUAGUGAGAUACUGGAUGUCGAGGUGGCCGAGCGGCAGUUCCAGAUGGGGAACUUCUCAUAUGAGAAGUUUUUUACUUCCAUGGCAAACCUCUUGCCCAAGUUGUGCGCGCCAUUCCGCGACGAUGAGGCCAAGGAUUUGGUAGAAAACAAACUUCAAAAAGGGAGCUUGGUUGAUCGCGUGGAAGCAUUGACAGAAUUUGUCGAUUUCAUGUUGUGCGACUACGUCAACUACAUGUUCUCCACUGCAGCUCCUCAGUUGAUUGAGUCUGCAACAGGGUAUGAGAGGAAGAGGUUCACUGGGGCGCUUGAGAGCGGUGCACACGAUUUGAGCGCGGCCGAGACGGCCUGGCGUUCUGCACGCUCCAAGGUUCUGGCGGAGGCUCGAAAGAGAGACCCGGAGGGCAUCAAUCACCCCAAGAAUCGGCCAACGGACGACAAAAUAUACGCACAGUUGCUCGUCGACAGUUUCACGCAGCCGGCUCCAAUCGCCGUUGACAAAGUGCCCGAGAUGUUGGGCUUGGACUACAAGCGCAUGGUGCGGCUGUCCCUGGCCUCGCAGCGUAUUGUCACCACCGGGGCCAUUUUACUGCAAUGCAAGAACCUCCUGAAGCGAGACGUCCGCACGCCGUGGAAGACGGAGGCAACACGGAUCACAGCGGUGCUUGAGGCAGAUCACGACAAUGUCGAAUCGACAGUACAGGGUGUCAUGGCGGCACUCGAGGCUGGCAGGUCUAUGCCAGCAGCGACCAAGACGCACCUGAAAGCCCUCGUUACCAAGGUGCUGAAGGCUAGCCAAGACUCGAUGAAGAAGAGCAUCGAGCCGACAGAACCCGUUCUGCGGCUUCUCCUGGCCAGGCUCAGGGGCCACAUGAACGCCAGGUUGACUGCUGGAUCAGCAAAGGAGAAGCUCAACGCGGCCACGACUGCGCAUGAGAAGCUGGCGGGUCUUGGCCUGGCGGAGUUCGCGGUGCAGGUUCGGGAGAUGCUGGACGAGAUAUCCAAGGUCGGAGCCGUCGACAGAGCGGCCCACGGAUCGUGGUGGAACGAAGUCGCGGCCAAGGUGGCGGCGGAGGGAGGAGCAACGGGCGCUAGCGCCAGCGCCGGCAGUUCGGCAUAA